Messenger RNA from Closterium sp. NIES-67, 1723 nucleotides. Lineage: Eukaryota; Viridiplantae; Streptophyta; Zygnematophyceae; Desmidiales; Closteriaceae. The record is from the annotation of a GenBank genome assembly.
GAGCCCUCGUUGUCAAGACAGAUUAGCGAAAGCGUCGGGUCGCGAAGCGCCCUCACCAAAUGAAGUGGAAUCUUCAAGAGCUUCAGGCUUCUACAGAACGCCGAACGCCAGAGGUUUAACUUCACUCGCAAUCCCGCCAGUUUGAGGGCCGAUGAAUAUUGACAUUCCCGUGAAAGUAUCUCGUCCGUUGCCUUUCCCGGACCCUAGUUUUACUAAGAGCUCCGUCGUUACCCAGGCGGCUAGGCCGGAAUCCGUGGCGGUGUGAUUGGUCUCUUUGGUCGUGCGCCAACUUGGAGUUCUGACGCGUAACAGGCUGUUACCCUGUUUCCUUCUUCCGAACUACCUGGGUCACACCCCUCUCCGUGCAAUCCUCGUCACACGGCACAAGAGAACGGACGGCAUGAUAUUGACACUGAUCUUUCGUAGUAACCGUGACGGGCAGAGUAACUUUGUCGCACCAUCGCCCGCAGCAGCCGUACGAUUCGUCGUCGCCGCGUCGUUGCUGCUCGCCACCGUCAUCCCGCAGCAAGCUCAAUCGCUCACCGUUGACGGAUCUAACGAUGACGUCAUCACCAGAGCGCCGCGAAUCCGCGUGCAUCAUGUGGUCCCCUGCGCGGUCCGAUCAGAGAAUAUGAUCACGAGCAACAUCGCCGGUUCUAGUGCCGAUGACUCCGCCGCCGCCGCCGCCGCUGACGGCGAGAAAUUGCGUGAUGGCGGGAGUGAUUGCGUGAUUAAGGCGCGGCACGCGGGGAUGCUUCGGCCGCAUCCCACAGUGACGGGCGCGGAGGACCUGAACCUGCGCUCGGCGGAGGACUUCAGCUCGCUGGUGCUCCUGCGGGCGAUGGCGGACGGGAACAGUGGGGAGUCGGGGGAGUCGGAGGAUUCGGGGGACUCGGAUUCCACGCCGGCCGCGGAACUGUCGGAUGAUGGCGCUUCGGCAUCCCACGCAGCUGUCUCGUCGAAGAGUUCGAAUCGGCCAACGACGACUAGUAAGAACGCGACCGAAGCGUCGAAUACCCCUCUUCCUACUACUACCAUGAAUAAGAACUCGACUAUUGGGACGGAGAUCAAGAAUCAGAGUGCUCGCGAAACGGCAAGCGGCGUGGGGCGGCUGAAGGACGACUCCUCGGAGGAAGAGACGAAGACAAAGAAAGCUUCUCAAAGCGAUAGCAAUAAUCGCGAGGAGGGGAGCAGAAGCGGUAAGGGCAAGCGCGGCGACGAGCGUGUGAAGCCUUCGAAGCUGGUCGGGAAAUGGCGAGGCGGCAAGGGCGAUAAUGAUGUCAGAGAAAUCAUAUUAUAAAAAAAUAUCAGGAAUAUCAAGCGCACCGAUGAUGCUGGGGAGAAGAAAGCGAAAGGGAAAGGCGGUGCUUCAUAGGAGAAGGUGCUCCGAGGCAAAGGAGGCGAUCAGGCUGGUACUGCUGGCGCAGCUGGCGCAGCAGCACGCUAGACCCAGGGGAUUCGAUUCCAGAAGAAUAGUCAGAAGGGGUGCCGGUGAGAGCCUCCUACUUCUGGCGGGUAGCUCCGCGAGAAUGGUAGCCUGUGGGUGAUAUUGCCUAAUAAUCAGAAGGUGCCACCCAGUGGGUGUUCAUCUGUAUAUGGUAGGUGGCUUUCAGAGCACUGGAGUCGGUUUUUCCUGGGUGUUGCUAGUGUGGCUGACCUGUGGUGCUGGUAUUCUGUCCGUUCUGAUAUGCAGAAUUUUAACCUCGACCAUCAUAGGUUCUCG